AUGAAUAAAAAAAUAGUAGAAUUAAUAGCUUUUUUAGUUUUUUCCAUGUUUUUAAAUAUAGUAUUCUCACCUAUCAAAUUCAUUUUUUAUUUAAUUUAUUAUUCAAUCUAUUCAAUAAUGAUUGGUAUAUUAUUAGUUUCAAUUCUUUGUUUAGGUAUUCUAAUAGAAGACCUUAUUAGAUUAUUUGUAAUUAUUGGUAAAGAUGUAGUUACCAUUUUUAUAAAUUCAAUAAUUAGAAAAAAAAAUAGUAGCAAUAAUAAUAACAAUAACAAUAACAAAAAUACUAAAAAAAAUAAAAUUAUUCAAGAAGAGUUCCAAAAAGAAAACAUUAAAGAACAUGAUCAUAUUCAUUUUGACACCGAUGAAAAUUACGAUCCAAACAAAAUCAUAUAUGAUCAAGAUCUUGGCUUCACAGAGCAAUUGAUCAAAUUUAAAAGUGAAGCAAAAAAGAUAGUAUAUGAUACAGAUAGAGGCUACGAAUUAAUCCAUGGUUUAAUCAAACAUGUCGAUUGCUUUUACGACUAUAGCUUCCAUUUGAUUAAAAAGAGAAGAUCAUAA
Dictyostelium purpureum is the source of this 558-nucleotide messenger RNA. RefSeq lists its product as uncharacterized. The record is from RefSeq and is a predicted model, not a curated record. Lineage: Eukaryota; Evosea; Eumycetozoa; Dictyosteliales; Dictyosteliaceae. The transcript has a single exon. The coding region runs from base 1 to 558 and encodes 185 amino acids.